AUGGUGAGCAAUGGACACAGGGAACUGGAGCCAGGUAACAGAAUUCAUCAUCUUGGGCUUCCCCCAUCUCCAGGGUGUCCAGAUUUAUCUCUUCCUCUUGUUGCUUCUCAUUUACCUCAUGACUGUGUUGGGAAACCUGCUGAUAUUCCUGGUGGUCUGCCUGGACUCCCGGCUUCACACACCCAUGUACCACUUUGUCAGCACUCUCUCCUUCUCAGAGCUUGGCUAUACAGCUGCCACCAUCCCUAAGAUGCUGGCAAACUUGCUCAGUGAGAAAAAGACCAUUUCAUUCUCUGGGUGUCUCCUGCAGAUCUAUUUCUUUCACUCCCUUGGAGCGACUGAGUGCUAUCUCCUGACAGCUAUGGCCUACGAUAGGUAUUUAGCCAUCUGCCGGCCCCUCCACUACCCAACCCUCAUGACCCCAAUACUCUGUGCAGAGAUUGCCAUUGGCUGUUGGUUGGGAGGCUUGGCUGGGCCAGUAGUUGAAAUUUCCUUGAUUUCACGCCUCCCAUUCUGUGGCCCCAAUCGCAUUCAGCACGUCUUUUGUGACUUCCCUCCUGUGCUGAGUUUGGCUUGCACUGAUACGUCUAUAAAUGUCCUAGUAGAUUUUGUUAUAAAUUCCUGCAAGAUCCUAGCCACCUUCCUGCUGAUCCUCUGCUCCUAUGUGCAGAUCAUCUGCACAGUGCUCAGAAUUCCCUCAGCUGCCGGCAAGAGGAAGGCCAUCUCCACGUGUGCCUCCCACCUCACUGUGGUUCUCAUCUUCUAUGGGAGCAUCCUUUUCAUGUAUGUGCGGCUGAAGAAGAGCUACUCACUGGACUAUGACCAGGCCCUGGCAGUGGUCUACUCAGUGCUCACACCCUUCCUCAACCCCUUCAUCUACAGCUUGCGCAACAAGGAGAUCAAGGAGGCUGUGAGGAGGCAGCUAAAGAGAAUUGGGAUAUUGGCAUGA
Messenger RNA from Pan troglodytes (chimpanzee), 949 nucleotides. It is a transcript of the gene OR6N1, whose product is annotated as olfactory receptor family 6 subfamily N member 1. The transcript has a single exon. The record is from RefSeq and is a predicted model, not a curated record. Gene Ontology annotation, cellular component: membrane. Gene Ontology annotation, biological process: G protein-coupled receptor signaling pathway. Gene Ontology annotation, molecular function: G protein-coupled receptor activity; olfactory receptor activity. The coding region runs from base 11 to 949 and encodes 312 amino acids. NCBI's taxonomy places the organism in Eukaryota, Metazoa, Chordata, Mammalia, Primates, Hominidae.